Glarea lozoyensis ATCC 20868 is the source of this 873-nucleotide messenger RNA. Its product is annotated as Mitochondrial glycoprotein MAM33-like protein. The record is from RefSeq and is a predicted model, not a curated record. NCBI's taxonomy places the organism in Eukaryota, Fungi, Ascomycota, Leotiomycetes, Helotiales, Helotiaceae. Gene Ontology annotation, biological process: cytosolic ribosome assembly. Gene Ontology annotation, cellular component: mitochondrial matrix. Bases 1 to 873 code for a protein of 290 amino acids. The transcript has 2 exons.
AUGUUCUCUAUUAGAUCAUUUGCGCGUUCAGCGCCACGUACUAUCUCGCGAUUAUCAGCCUCAGCAGCCAGACAAUCAUCCAGAAGCUCCCUAUCACAGACAUCAUGGAAACCUGCGAGGACACAAGCGAUGAAAUCCUUCUCUAGCUCAGCACUGAGAAGGGAAAAGUCAGGAGAGGCCGAUGAUGAGUUGAUCAUGAAGCUCGACUCGGAACUACAAAUCGAGAAAGAAAUGAAGGAUAAGGAGGGCGCCCCUGUGAGCGUUAGGGAUUAUAUCCAGAACGGGCCAUUCGAGGUUAUUGACACCCCGGGUCAAGAGGAUGUUGUUCUAACCCGACAAUUUGGUGAUGAGAAAAUCCAUAUCACAUUCUCAAUCGCCGAUAUAAACAACCUCGAGAGCGAGAACGACUAUGCAGACCCAGCUAUGGCAGACGAGGACGCCGGAGAAAAUGGUCAAAAGGAAUAUGAUGGAUCUGAAAAUGGAGCUGAUGGAGAAGGUGUCGAGGGCGCAGAGGGCGAGCGUUCAUAUCCAGCGCGAUUAAAUAUCAUCAUCGAGAAACCAGGAAAGGGAGCCCUCAGCGUUGAGAGCAUUGUCCAGGAUGGAAUGCAUGUCAUCGAAAACGUCUACUACUACGCUGACGCCGCAUUUGCAUAUGCUAAGACCCCUGAGCAAAUCCACGGUCGUCAAGACCUCUACUCCGGACCACCAUUCGCAAAUCUCGAUGAGGAUCUCCAGGUUUUGAUGGAGAGAUACCUAGAUGAGCGGGGAAUCAACACCGCGCUUGCCAUUUUUGUGCCAGAUUAUAUCGACAUGAAGGAGCAGAAGGAGUACCUGAGAUGGUUAGAGAACGUCAAGGGCUUCGUUGAGGCUUAG